This is a messenger RNA of Dermatophagoides farinae (American house dust mite), 4351 nucleotides long. The record is from RefSeq and is a predicted model, not a curated record. NCBI's taxonomy places the organism in Eukaryota, Metazoa, Arthropoda, Arachnida, Sarcoptiformes, Pyroglyphidae.
UGUUUAAAUAAACAAAAUAAAAGAAUGCAAAUCAACAAAAUUACAGCAUUAAUUUUUAUCACAUCAUCAUAUCGAAAGUAAAUUGUGGCUACGGAAAAUUUUCCAAUUUCAAUCAAAUAUAAUUACAUUAUAUUUCGGUCGCGUUAAACCAUUCAUCAAUUUUUCAAUAUCGACAUAAUAAAACACAUAUAAUACGCACACAAUGGAUACAAACAUGAAUAAAUUUGAUGAAUCUUUGUAUACGAUCGAACAAGUAAAACAAUUAUUUCAUUGUUUAGAUAAUAAUGAUGAAAAUUUAUUGAAAAAAUUCUGUGAUUUUCUCAACAAUUCAUCCGAUGAUGUAUUCACUAUUCAUGAUUCUGUCACAAAAACUGUUUCAAAUUCAACAACAACAAAUUUUUCCUCAAAACAUUUACGAUCAAAAACAUUCCUAAAUGGUGAAUGUGAACCAAAUGAAACUUUCGAAUCGGAUGUUGAAUUCAAUAGAAUCAUAUCAUCAUUAUCAAACAAUAUUCGGAAUAUCCAAAUGGAAUUCAAUGAGAACAAAAAUUCAACCAACUGUGAAGUAAUUAAUUCAUUUUUUUCAAAAUCUAAUUUGAUUCAAUGUGAUCUAGUCAAGAUUAAAAAAUUUCUAGUUCUUAAAGCUGCAUCAAGCAGUGAACGAAAGAAAAGUCGAAAAGAUUCUACAUCCUGCCAAUCUACUUAUAAUGGUUAUAUUAAUCAAAUAAUGAGCAAUAGAUUUUUGUUCCUACAAUUAGUACAUUUUGAAUGUAUCAUUUUCCAUUAUUUGAAAUGUAUUCAACAAACAUUUCCAACACGUAGUACAUUAUCACAAGAUGUGUUAUUAUCUCAACUACAAUGUUUAUUUCGAAGUUAUUAUGCAUUGAUAAUCAAACUUUCUUAUGAAUCACAAUUUGUUCAAUUAGUACGAAUAUUACAUCAGCAAUCCUCAACAAUUACUUCGGGUAUUUUGUGUCAAUAUUUUGAAUUGAUCGAUAAUAAAUUGAAUCAUGAAAAUUCGGGCAAUAAUAAACAACAACAGGAAAUAUUAGAUUCAAUCAUUAACAAUAGAUCCAUUGUGAUCAUUUUGGAUUAUGUGAUUAUUUUGAAUCGAUUAGAAUUGUCAUGUUUUAAAGAAAAUAUUUUUAACAAUAUCAUACCGGAAUUUGUUGUUAAUGACAAGAAUCGAUUCGAUUUUGAUGAGAAUUGUCAUAUUAUUCGUGAAUAUUUAAAACAACAUAAUCAUGAACAUUUAUCAUCACAAAUCAAUCUAGUCCGAUUCGGUAACUUGGUGCUUGAGAAAUUUUGUUCGAUAAACAGGUUUAUGGAAAAAUCAACACUUAGAUCUCGUAUAAUAAUAAUGUUGUUUAAUGUUUGCCGUAAAUUAAGAUAUGAUUCUGAUCGUUUCACCACUGCAUUGAUCUUGUCACCGACACUCAUUGAAUUGUUGGGACAUUGUAAUCUAUAUCAUAUGGAAAUCUGUGAACAAAAAUCAUUAUUAAAUUUAAGAAAAGAAGAUAUCAUUCAAUUAGAAAUUGGAGAAAAAUUGAUAGAAAAAGAUAGUCAGCUAAAGUUUUAUGUUUCAGUGUUACGUGAUAUCUAUGGAAUUGUAUCGUUAUUGCUCACGUUUACCGAAUCAUUAAUCACCAAUGAAUAUUUUCGAUCAUUAAAAAUGGCUGAAGUAUUAUUUCAAAAAUUUAUGCAUCCUUUUGUAUGUUCUUUGAAUGGAACAGAAAAUGAUGACCCCAAUAUAAAUGAUGAUUAUCGAUACAAUAUGAACAUCGAAACAAUAUCUGAAGCCUAUAAAAUAUCAAAUUUCUAUCGAAAGCAAUUUGAUCGUGUAAUACACUAUGGAAAUCGUCUAGUCGUCAUGUCCAGUAUGUUCAUACAACGUUUACUACCGUCUAUAAUAUUACCAAUCGAAGAUAUUCGUAAUCCAUUUCGAUUUCAAUAUGCACCGAAUUCGCAAACAAUUGUCAAACAAAUAAGCGAAGAUCAAGAAUAUGAAGUAGAGGAAGAUUUGUUAAUCUUUCCAGGUGGUAGUGAUGAAGAAUGUUUAGAAUCGGAAUUAUUUUCCGAAAGUGAACUUGAAGAUACUAGUACUAGUGAAAAUAAAAAAUCUAAAGAAAUUGAUAGCUCACUUGCAAAAUCUUAUUUAUGUUUUUUUCCUGAGACUAAAUUCCAUUUGAAUGAUCGCUCAAACGAUGAACUUAAACUAAGUUGUUCAUGUGAUCAGGAUCGUAGCGAAACCGAAAUGCAACAAUCAAAAAAUAAUAAUGAAGCUUGUUUAUCGAAAAAUUCUGUCAACCAACACAAUAAAAUUGAGGAUUUUAAUUGGAAAGAUACUUUUACAGCAAUUUAUGAUUCAAUUAAAACUGUCAUACCUAAAGAAGUUUUUCCAGAACCAGAAUUGAAUUUUCAUCAAAAUAAUUCAUUGGUUCAUCCAAUGACAUAUCCAUUUCUACGGAAAGCGAUUCGUCUCAAGAAUUAUCAUCAUAUAAAAUUAUUGGAUCAUGUUGGCCAACGAUUGUUUCCCGAUGAAAAUUCAAAAUAUGAGAUUGUCUAUGAUAUUGAAAAACCGAACGAUAUGAUCGAUAAAAAUCAUCUGAAAUUCGAAUCACGUUUUGAAUGCGGUAAUCUUCGCAAAGCGUUCAUACACUCAAGCACAAAUAAUGAUAAUGAAAAAGAAUACAUUUUAAUCCUAAAUUCUGAUGUUAAUUGUACAUCACAUACCCAAUGGUUUUAUUUUUACGUUGGACAAAUGCAAAAAAAUCAAAAAUAUCGAUUCAAAAUAAUAAAUUGUGAAAAGAAAAGUAUUCUAUUCAACAGUGGACAACAACCAUUAUUUUAUUCGUGUCGAGAAUUUGAAAAAUCGGGAAAAAGUUGGCAAAGAAUUCAUGAUGAUGAGCCAAUGAAAAACAAUCGUUAUAUGGUGGCUUAUUACCGAAAUCAUUAUGUUAAAAAUAAAGAAUUUAAAAAUUUGCUCAAAGGAAAAUUAUAUUAUACAUUGGAAUUUACAUUCGAAUUUCCAUAUGAAAAUGAUGAUUGCUAUUUUGCUUUCAAUGUUCCAUUCAGUUUUAGUCAACUAAAAACCUGUAUCUCUUAUUGGUCUUAUAUGGCCGAUAAUCAUAAUCGACGACAAUCAGAAAAUUCUGGUUAUCAAAUUUUUUUCGCUUCACAAACAUUAUGUUCAACAUUAAAAGGCAACGAUCUUCCAGUGAUUACGAUAACAUCGAAUGCUGAAUUCAAUAUGAAACAUUACAUAAUGAUCACUGCCAGAGUUCAUCCAUCUGAAUCAAAUUCAUCAUGGAUACUAAAAGGUUUCAUUGAUUUUCUAUUACAAUCAUCUGAUGAUCAAUCAAUCGAUGUGGCGAGGAAAAAUUUAUUAGAUAAAUACAUUUUCAAAAUAAUUCCAAUGUUGAAUCCGGAUGGCGUUAUCAAUGGCUGCACUAGAACCGAUCUACAAACAGAAGAUUUAAAUCGUCAUUGGGGGGAUCCAUCACCUAUUUUACAUCCAACCAUAUAUCAUUCAAAAAUGUUGCUACAAUGUUUACACACUUAUUCGGGUGGCCGAAAUCCCGUCGCAUUUCUUGACAUGCAUGGCCAUUCAAGACGAAAUAAUAUAUUUUCAUAUAGUUGUUUUCCAAUGUUAUCAUGGAAAAAAUCUGACCAACAAAAUUAUUAUAAAAAACAUCUACAAAAUCAUAUGUGUGUUUGUAUGAAUAGCACAACGUGUAAAUUGAAUAAUCAACUAGAAUCCGUUAAAAACAAUAUGGAUGAUCGCGUACAUUUAGCAGUGCCGCCGUAUCUUACAAUUCCAUUGAUUCUAAAAUAUCAACAAUCGCCUGCAUUUGAUUUGGAUUAUUGUUCAUUUGCCAUGCAACGAGAUCGUGAACAAACUGCUCGAUUAGUAGCAUGUCGCCAAUAUGGAAUUGUUUUGACUUAUACAAUCGAAUGUUCGGCCAGUGGUUGUGAUAAAGGUCCAUAUGCUGGACAAAAUUUAUCGAUAAUAGAAAUGGAAGAAAUGGGACAAUUUCUGGCCAAAUCAUUCAAUUUCAUUCAAUUCGUUUAUUGUUCACAACAACAUUUUCCAUUGAUACAAUUACCAGAUUGUCAAAAAUCUAUUUAUCAACAAAAUGUAAACAAAGGGAAAAUUUCUGUCAGCAAUACCAUUUUGAACAGAUGUGCACGAUCAAGAACUCCGGACAAAUCGACAACGCCGAAACAACAAAAAAUCAAACAAAUGAUUACAAACUUAUAUCCAGAUCUCAUCGAAAUGGACUCACAUUUUGUGAAUGAAUAAAAAUAGUAGCAAUAAAUAUAAAUAAAAAAUAUGGAUGAUUAAUAUUUA